Messenger RNA from Rhizoctonia solani, 279 nucleotides. Its product is annotated as ribosomal protein S19. Lineage: Eukaryota; Fungi; Basidiomycota; Agaricomycetes; Cantharellales; Ceratobasidiaceae. The transcript is spliced from 4 exons. The coding region runs from base 1 to 279 and encodes 92 amino acids. Gene Ontology annotation, molecular function: structural constituent of ribosome; RNA binding. The record is from RefSeq and is a predicted model, not a curated record. Gene Ontology annotation, biological process: translation; ribosomal small subunit assembly. Gene Ontology annotation, cellular component: ribosome; cytosolic small ribosomal subunit.
AUGUUCAGCACACCCGUGGCACUCGCGAGGUCGGCCUGGAAAGGGCCAUACUUUGUUGCGUUCUCCAACCUAAGUCGAGCCCGAACGGAUAAUAUUCCUGUGAAAACUAUGUCACGGUCCUGCACUAUUCUACCUAAUUUUGUUGGUGUAAAAUUCCUUGUCCAUAAUGGAAAGCAGUUCCUCCCGGUUUCGGUCACACAGGACAUGGUUGGACAUAAGCUCGGAGAGUUUGCCCCUACUCGAAAGAGAUUCACAUUCAGGCAAACCAAGAACAAGUAG